Hevea brasiliensis (rubber tree) is the source of this 2633-nucleotide messenger RNA. RefSeq names its product subtilisin-like protease SBT5.6. Gene Ontology annotation, biological process: proteolysis. The coding region runs from base 137 to 2470 and encodes 777 amino acids. The transcript is spliced from 8 exons. Lineage: Eukaryota; Viridiplantae; Streptophyta; Magnoliopsida; Malpighiales; Euphorbiaceae. Gene Ontology annotation, molecular function: serine-type endopeptidase activity. The record is from RefSeq and is a predicted model, not a curated record.
UACUAUAAAAAUGGGGCCACACAUGCAAUUGGAGAUAGAGGCUUUUUCAAUUUUAUUAAGAUUUCCAUAAACUGAGAUCAUAUAAAUAACCAAAAAUCUCUUCAAGAUUGCUCUUGUGCAAUCACCAUCAGGGACCAUGAAGUUAUUUUUUACUUUCCUUCUUCUUCUUCUGCCUCUCUUAGCUUCAUGUGCAGAGAAAAAGAGCUACAUAGUGUACUUUGGAGAGCAUACUGGAGAGAAAACACAUGCUGAAAUAGAAGAAAUUCAUCUCUCAUAUUUGAACUCAGUGAAAGAAACUGAGGAAGAAGCUAGAGAUUCUCUUAUCUACAGCUACAAGCACAGCAUCAAUGGUCUGGCAGCAUUGCUAACCCCUGCGGAAGCCUCCAAACUGUCUGAGUUGGAAGAAGUGGUUUCAGUUUAUGAAUCCAAGCCAGGAAAGUACUCAACGCAGACUACAAGGUCAUGGCAAUUUGUAGGCUUGGACGAGGGAGAGGAGCACUACUCGAAACAUCACCCUAUCACGAAAAGAGAAUUGCCAUCGAAGGCUGGAUUUGGCAAAAAUGUGAUUGUGGGGGUUUUGGAUAGCGGCGUGUGGCCAGAAUCAAAGAGUUUCAGUGAUGAAGGUAUGGGACCCAUUCCAAAAUCAUGGAAAGGAAUCUGCCAAAGUGGGGCUGCUUUUAACUCAUCCCACUGUAACAAGAAAAUUAUUGGAGCUAGAUACUAUAUUAAUGGGUACUUGAAAUACUACAAUAAACUUAAUGCCACCGAGGACUCCCUAUCACCGCGUGACAUGGACGGCCACGGAACUCACACGGCCUCCACGGUUGCCGGGAGGCGGGUGCAUGAUGCCGCAGCCUUCGGUGGUUUCGCCAGUGGAACUGCCUCAGGCGGAGCACCAUUAGCACAUCUAGCCAUAUACAAGGCAUGUUGGGCGAUUCCUGAUCAAGAAAAAGCAGAACGCAACACAUGUUUCGAAGAAGAUAUGAUGGCAGCCAUAGACGACGCCAUAAAGGAUGGAAUCCAUGUAUUAAGCAUCUCCAUUGUCAGCACUGAGCCAUUGACUUACGACAAUGAUGGAAUUGCCUUUGGCGCCUUACAUGCUGUUAAAAACAACAUUGUGGUUUCUUGUUCUGCUGGUAACUCAGGUCCUGCUCCGAGUACCUUGUCCAAUCCUGCUCCUUGGAUUAUUACAGUCGGUGCUAGCAGCGUCGACCGUGCUUUUUGGGGACCUAUUGUGCUUGGAAAUGGCAAGAAAAUUAUGGGACAAACUGCUACUCCAUACAAGCUAGACAAAAUGCAUCCAUUAGUGUAUGCAGCAGAUGUUGUUGCCCCGGGAGUUCCCAAGAAUGAAUCGGACCAAUGCCUCCCUAAUUCCCUUUCUCCUGAGAAGGUAAAUGGGAAGAUAGUGUUGUGCAUUAGAGGGCUUGGAAUGAGAGUUGGAAAAGGCAUAGAGGUGAAAAGAGCUGGUGGUGCUGGUUUUGUCUUAGGAAAUGGUCCAAAAAAUGGCAAUGACUUAACAGUGGAUGCUCAUGUUCUUCCAGCGACUGCUGUGGUCGCCGACGGUGCAAUGCAGAUUCUUAAUUACAUCAAGUCUACCGAUAAGCCAAUGGCCAUCAUUGGAGAGGCAAAGACUGUGUUACAUUAUUCACCAGCACCAUCCAUGGCUACUUUCACUAGCAGGGGUCCAAACGUCCUUGAUUUUAAUAUUCUCAAGCCUGACAUCACAGCGCCAGGGGUAAAUAUAUUAGCAGCGUGGAGUGGAGCAUCUUCCCCUACAAAAUUGUGGGGUGAUCAUCGAAUCGUGGAUUAUAAUAUUGAAUCAGGAACUUCUAUGGCUUGUCCCCAUGUUUCUGCUGUGGCUGCACUUCUCAUAGCCGUACAUCCUAAAUGGAGUAGUGCGGCUAUAAGAUCUGCGAUAAUGACCACAGCCUGGACGAAAAACAACAAGGGUCAGUCGAUAAUUGAUCAAUCAGGUAAAAUUGCGGAUCCUUUCCAAUUCGGGUCUGGUCACUUCCGACCGACCAAGGCAGUAGACCCCGGUCUAGUAUAUGAUGCAUCCUAUAAGGACUACGUUGCCUACCUUUGCAAUUAUGGAUAUCCACGAGUGGGCAAAUAUAAAUGUCCCAGAAAAGCAACGUUGGAACCAACAUACAAUUUGAAUUAUCCAUCUGUAGCAGUUCCAAAACUUAAUGGCACUGUAAUCGUUAAAAGAAGUGUGACGAAUGUUGGUGCUAGCAAAAGUGUCUACUUCUUCACUGCCAAACCACCAAUGGGAAUUUCCAUUAAAGCUUCGCCAAGUAUUUUGUACUUCAAUCUUGUUGGGCAGAAGAGAAGCUUCACUCUAACAGUUAGAGCAAGAGACGCUCACACAGCAAAGAAGUAUUACAAGGAUAGCUACGCUUUUGGCUGGUAUACUUGGACUGAUGGUUACCAUUCUGUGAGAAGCCCUGUUGCUGUGUCUUUCUCAUAGGUUUAUUUAUUAUGUUUUAGGAGGUAGACAUUCAAGAUUUAAUCUAUUUGGUUUAUAUGAUACACACAGUUAUUACUUGGUUAUAAUUGUUUUUAAGUGUUUGAUAAAAUUAUGUCUUAUUAUUAUAUGUUAAAUGAUUAAUAAAGAUAUAUAUUUUAUCUAA